This is a messenger RNA of Gastrolobium bilobum, 477 nucleotides long. RefSeq lists its product as uncharacterized. Lineage: Eukaryota; Viridiplantae; Streptophyta; Magnoliopsida; Fabales; Fabaceae. The transcript has a single exon. The record is from RefSeq and is a predicted model, not a curated record. Bases 1 to 477 code for a protein of 158 amino acids.
AUGGCAGAUUUCGAAAAAGCAGAGGUUAGUCACAUUCCAAGAAGUGAGAACAGCAGAGCGGACAUAUUGUCCAAGCUGGCGAGCAUAAAGGGAUGGGGAAACCACCGGACCGUGAAUGAGCAAAGUAUCCUAGAACCGACAUGCAUCAUGCAGAUUUCCCAGGUGAAUGAUUGGCGUACUCCCAUUAUUGAGUACGUCGAAAAUGGAACGUUGCCUGUCGAGAGAGCAGACGCCAAGAAGCUAAUCCGAGAUGCAGCGUCAUACACCAUAAUAGAGGGACAACUUUAUAAGAAAGGUAUUUUCACACCUCUAUUAAAAUGUCUGAACUCGGAUAGGGCCCAGUAUGUUUUGGCGGAAAUCCAUGAGGGAAUUAAUGGGCAACAUGUUGGCGGAAAGACGUUAGCCCGGAAGGCUCUUCGAGCUAGAUACUUUUGGCCGUCCAUGGUCUACGAUGCGAAAGACCACGUACAGAAGUGA